Molecule: messenger RNA, 1338 nt
Organism: Trichosporon asahii var. asahii CBS 2479
Lineage: Eukaryota; Fungi; Basidiomycota; Tremellomycetes; Trichosporonales; Trichosporonaceae
Exons: 8
Coding region: 1-1338 (445 amino acids)
Biological process (GO): protection from non-homologous end joining at telomere; double-strand break repair via nonhomologous end joining; interstrand cross-link repair
Molecular function (GO): 5'-3' DNA exonuclease activity; damaged DNA binding
Source: RefSeq, a predicted model, not a curated record
AUGCUGCUCCGGCACGAGGAGACACCCAAUCGACGUAAACUCCAUGAAGGCAACACGGAGCUUGUCAAGAGGAAGUUUGCCGGGCUUGUCGAACGCCGCCAAACGAACAACAUUACUCUCCCCUACGGCGUUCCCAAAGAGUUUGAUCUGGGAAUCCACAACGGGGAACGUUGCGUCGUCAGCAUCACCCUUCUUGAUGCGAAUCACUGCCCUGGAUCGGCGAUGUUCCUCAUCACUUCCAAGGACAAGGCGGUCUUGCACACGGGCGACGUGCGGGCGGACAAGGUCUACAUGCAGCAGCUCAUGCGUGAACCUGUGCUGCAAGAGUUCCUGGUGCCUGCGUACAGCCCGUCCCCCGACCCGAGUCCGAUCCGGCGGCUCGAUCGUAUCUACAUCGAUACGAGCCAAUCGUGGGUGCUACUCUCCUUGAGCCUCGCUGAUCAUUCCCAGGGAAGACACCCAGGACAUGCCCCAGAAGGUAUAACGGUUUUCUUCCUGAACACCUGGUGCUGGGGCUGGGAGGAAGUCAUCAUUGCCGUUGCCAAGGCCUUCAAGACUCGGCGCGAAGUGUACCAGGCCGUGUCCACCAAGUUGAUGGAACCUGUCAGGACCAUAAAGAUGGGCGAGUGGAACCUUGCCGGGUCGGACAUUCUUGCUGCCGCGUUUCGAUCUACUCUCCAGCAGGCAAGUGCAGGAGAGAUUGAGUGGCCGACCGAGAUUCUGUACAGUCUGCAUGAAAAUUUCAUGGGUGCUGUUCCCGACGACGCAGUGCUGGCUACUCAAGCCGAGACGCGCGCAUGGUUUGCUGCGUCGCCCAAGCACGGUGCCGACUGGCUCAUGGCCAUGGACCUCUCGGUCGUCGACAAUGCAGAUCCCCCGCCGUUCCUGGGCCUGAACCUCAACGUAAACCUCAACGCCGGAACGAACCGUAACCUCGGCGAAACGAACCUGCAUCUGAACAUUGGAAACCCGAUGAGCAUGCUGAACGCACUCGUCGGCGGUCCCCUCUUGACGAAUGCGGCAGCACUCUUCGGUGGAUCGACCCGUGUCAUGCCUUCUGGUCCUGCCUCGUCUGCCGGAUUGCACGCUUCGUCUCGCCAACCUGCCACAUCUGGAUCUACCUCAUCGGUCGGGCGUGUACCCGCUCUUACCGUGAAACAGGAGGGAGAGCCGAUGCCGAAAGAGGUCAAAAUGGAGAUCAAGGUUGAGUCCGAAGCGAGCACUGCAAAGGUGCUCUUGCCGUCUAAGGGACCGCGCAAGAGACGCCGCCCAGCGAGCAAGUAUGCGGUCGACGCGGGGAGCCUGAGCAAGCUGAUCAAGCGGGAGCCCGCGGAGUGA